AGAACAUAAUAGAGGAGGACAAUGAAUUUGACAUAUUGAGAUGGUGGAAACUUAAUGGUGAGAGGUUUCCAAUUCCAUCUAAGAUGGCAAGAGAUAUUCUCUUUGUUCUUAUUUUCACAGUAGCUUCUCGGUCCACUUUCAGUACAAGUGGAAGAGUGUUAGAACUCUUUAGGAGUUCAUCGAGUGUCAAAAUUGUGGAAGCCCUCAUAUGUGCUCAAGACUGGUUAAGAAUGUCCAAUCAGCUUGUCUCAAUAGAAGAAAACAUUGAAGAGGUAGAGAGGUUGGAAACAGAAUUAACCAAUGGCAAUGUUGGUGGAGGCCAUUCUCUUGAUCAGAUAAUAGUAAAACAUUUCCUUUAUCUUUUAAACAUGUAAUAUGUUACUUCACUAAUGAUAUGCUAUGUUAUGGUUCUGUGACUUCUGUCAUCACCCUGCUGCUAUGAAGGUAAAUGGAAGUGUUGUUGUUU
Molecule: messenger RNA, 466 nt
Organism: Cuscuta europaea
Lineage: Eukaryota; Viridiplantae; Streptophyta; Magnoliopsida; Solanales; Convolvulaceae
Source: the annotation of a GenBank genome assembly